Strongylus vulgaris is the source of this 258-nucleotide messenger RNA. The record is from the annotation of a GenBank genome assembly. NCBI's taxonomy places the organism in Eukaryota, Metazoa, Nematoda, Chromadorea, Rhabditida, Strongylidae.
AUGUUGAUGGUAUAUUGGAGGAAUAGCUUUAGCUGCUUUGAUAUCAUUUUCAGUCCUUGCUCAACGUGGAUUCUUGAAGGAGCAACAUUUCAUCAACUAUCUGAAGUAUCUGCUUUAUUGGAAACAGCCGGAAUACGCAAGAAUAAAAAAACUUCCAAACCUAAGAAAGCUUUAAAAUAUCCUCAAUGUUUGCAUUUACUAGAGUGCCUUCAAUGCCCAAACUUUCGUGAAGCCCUCACUUCAGGUAUCUUAGGAUAA